AGACGCGCGCGGAUAGUAACGCCACAGAUGCGCUCAUCAGCUGAGGCGUGAGGACGACACGAUUCCCCGAUACUACAGCCGCUUUCACGCUAAAAUGCGACUCUCAGCACAUUAUAAAGCGUAAGCGCUGCGUAUGAUGGAUAUGUAUGCUAUUGGCGGAUGGAUUAACACGGGAACCUUAACCUAAACGAAUUUAAUGGGGAAAAUUAGAAGAGUCUCAUUAAGAUGACACGCACACAUCCACCUGAUAUACUAGUAUCAACAGUGUAUCAAGAUGUUAAAGUAAAUUCCCUCUCAAACCACUCCAAAGCCUGUCAUCCCUCAAAACAAUGUGAUUCCCCAUCCAUCAGCAAACUGGAGAACACUCGAAAAAGCAAAAGCAAAAAGAGGCACUGCCGUAGCUUUGACACUGAGUCUAUGGACAAACCCCGAUAUCAUACAAUAGCAAUGGAGUACCCAUACCGAAGGGCUGAAAGGUAUGCGGCCAAUCCAGAGGUUGCCUGGAACGCCUUAGGUCGCCAACAAGGGCAUGGACUUCACCGGUUUUCUUCCCCAGACAUAUUUAGCUACCGUCUCACCUCCCAGCCAAUGACUGCUGAGAUGCCUGGUGAAAUUGCUGUGACAGAACAAAAGAGGAGGACUAGAUCUAGAAGUGCCUCACGGGUUCAGACCAGCCUAACUCCUGUGUCUUUUGAUGCUUCCCCUCCAGUGGCAAGGAGAGGCCGGGAAGCUCAAAGGGCGCAUCGAAACACUCAGCCAAGGCCGGAAGUUUCCUCAAGAGGAGAGUCUUCCUACGUCGCCACGCGGGCACACGUGAACGAAGUACAUCCCAUCAAACUGCAGCCGCAGAGGAGUGAUACAAGCAGGUAUUCCCCUGCACAUGUGCCUGAAGGCUUUGACGAAGGAAGGUCAGAGAAACCUGCCACUAGUCCUCAUGUUCGGUGCCGGGUAGACAUCAAACCAGAUGAGUCGGCUGUGCAGCAAGGAGGCCGAAAGGCAGCUACACCCCAUGUGGACAUACCUUGGCAGAAGUAUCCCAGCAGUGGCAGUCGGAGUCUGACAGUGCCUCGCCAUUUCUCCACUUCGAGGACACCGACUCCCACUGAGUCUUUCACUGGAGAGUACAGGCAGGCGUACCAGUAUUCCCAAAGUAUGCCAAAUAGCUACAUGCAGCCUAUGGAGAUCCCUUUACAAAAGGUGGUCUCGCCACGGGAGCCAAGGGAACCCUAUGGACGGGAACGAAGGGCUCAUUCAAGCCCCAACGUGCCAACUAAAUUCUUCUAUGCAGAGGAUUUGGGAAAGUAUGGAUCUUCAGCUCCAUCAAGGACUCAUUAUCAAGAUGACCGAUACAGCAUUCCUAGCCAACCCUACUCACCUAAAGUACAAUAUGUACAAGAUCCAAGGACUCACAUUGUUCAUACUGUACCUUCCCGGCAAUAUUUCACAGAAGUCGACCCCUACCAUUACCCCGGACAGCCUGUGUACCCUAAACCCUAUGCUGCAAGUGAGCCAGGGGCGUAUAUAAUUCAGACACCUCCUGCAAGGACUUUCUAUGGCGAUGACCCAAGGACAUAUCAGAUUCAAACAGCCCCUCCUCGGAUCUUCUACAUGGCCGACUCCUACACACCACCAAUGGAGCAUCAUAUUCCUGCAAGGGCGUACUACACUGAGGGAAGACGGCAUGCCCGUGUGGUGCAGCCGCAAUCAGAGGACUGGUACGGCUCCGAGGUCUCUGGCUACUCUAGCCAUUACCCUUCCUCGUAUGUUUCACAGGUUACUCCCACGAGAGUUAGACAAGAGCCAAAGCUCACAACUUGGUAUGCCAACCCAUGCAUGGAGCCAGCAAGAACCGUAACAGACCCAAGACCGUACUCAAGAUCUUGGGAUAACAUCCUUGAUACCCAUGUAGAGCGGGAACAGCCCGUACCUCGAGGGAAAAGCGAUGAGAAUCUUCUUUGUCAGGGGAUACAAACUUCAAGUGAACGACCAAAACCUGUGGUUGUCAACCUUUCCAGCUCACCAAGGCGUUAUGCUGCACUGUCCUUAUCUGAAAACUCUUUGAUUGACAAAAGUCCAACUGAGGCCAGGAGCUCUUCGAGUAAACUGUGGUUUGUCACACCUGAGAUUACCAUCACAGACAAUGAUAUCAGACCAAGCAAUCUUAGUAAAUCAGAAGCACGCUCUGCAAGUUGGGAUGUGCUGGAUUCAAAAAGUGCCCCAAAUCAAGAAGCCCCUCAACGUGAAGCAAAAUCCCGCUCUGGAGAAUCUACCAAAGAGAAAAUACACAGCAGCACAUCUUUACAGCAAAGUUUAGAGCAGCUUGAUGAGCUUCUAGCAGAUCUUGUUAUCGAUUACAAACCUCCAGCCAGGAGGACAAGUGAAGACUUGCUCGAUCAACUCAAAAAGCUCAUUGAUGAAGAAGAAGCAGUAUCUUCAGCAAGAAAGGAUUCGAUGGCAGGAUCUGAAAGUGGCAUGCCCCUUGACAAACAACCCACUUCAAUAAAAAUUGAUCCUGACACACUAAGAGACACUGACGGGAGUUGUGACGGCCUGAGAAGUACAGAAGAGUGCUCCCCUGACCAGAGUCCCGAUGAGGACGACACUAUGAUGUGUUCAAACAAUAAAUGCCGACGGACUGAGACCUUGUUUAACGCCUGCCUCUACUUUAAAUCCUGCCACAGCUGCUAUACCUACUACUGCUCUCGCAACUGUCGCCGCGAAGACUGGGACGUCCACAAGGAGAGCUGCCUCUAUGGACGAAUCGGUAGUGUGUGUCGCCACGUUAUUAAGCACUGUCGAGAAACCGCAGAGGUCCAUAAAGCUUUCUCCCGUAUAGCCAAAGUGGGGUACCUGUCUCGGGGCAGAGGAGUCUUGUUUUUGGGCUUUCCAAAUCCAGGUUCGUCCACAAAUUUCCUUCAGUUUGGACUAGAAAGUCUACUCAUGUCACCAACAUACUUAUCUCUCCGUGAGCUGGAGAGCUUCAAGGAUAACCUUGGGGAAUAUUGCAAGGAGCUCCAAGAGGCGGGAAAGGAAUACGACCCUAAUGAAUGUUUUCUCUUGAAUGUAUCCAUUGCUGUUGGUGAUCAAGUGCCUGACGGACCGUCGCCAAGGGUCCAAGCCCCAACUGUCAGGAAAUUUGCCAAGAUUGCUCUUGCCUCCUACAGCCCAGAAAAGAAGGUCCAUCGGAAGGAAACCGACAUGGAGACGUUGAUCCUGACCCCACCGCCAGGUAUGGCUGACAUUGACAAGGAAGGCGAGGAGGGAAGGAAAGCCCGGGAGAUCUGCUUCAUCAACAUUCAGCGGGAGUUGAGGAUACGUGGGGUGUUUCUUCGCCAUGAGUAUCCCAAUGUCUACCAAAAGCUCUGCGAGUUUGUUGAGAACAACAGGAGGUUCACGCCCACUACUAUUUAUCCCAUUGAUAAAAGGACCGGCAAGCAGUUCAUGUGCAUGAUAAUGGCAGCCUCUGAGCCACGAACUUUAGACUGGGUAGCCAACCCACAUCUCCUAGAUGACAUUAUAUAAAAAAAAAAAAGUGCACCUUUUAUAUAUUAAAUCAUAGAUCAAACUAUAGUACAUAUCUAAAUAUACCAAGCUUAUUUGUUAUACAUGUUUGUAGAUAUGUAUUUUGUUAAUGAAAAAAAAAAUGUAUUCAUGUCUGCAAGGUCAGUAUUAUUCAAUGUUGGAAUAUUGCCCAUCAGAUGUUGAAUAUGAGUAAUUCACACAGUUUAUCCAUCGACUUUAUAUUUAGUCCUAGGAUUUGUUCAUUUAUGCUUCACUGGCAAUUACUGCCAUUGUUUUCUUUGUAGCAAUUCUCUUUUGAUAUUCUUUUAUUGUUCAUGAAGAGAAAGAGAGAAAAAAAAUAAUCUUGAUUUAUUUUGGCAAACUACAGAAUUAUGUACUUAUUUACGUCAGAGCUGAAUAUUUUUUCCUAUGCAAAAAAUGACCAACAUUGUCCCGCAAAAAUGUUGAAAAAGUUUUGGCUAAAGAAAUAUAAUACUAUAUUUCUUUUUAUCACAAAAAAAUAUUGUGUAUUUUUAUUGAUAUGUUAAUACAGGCAUUAUAUUAUAUUAUAUUAUAUUAUACUAUAUUAUAUUAUAUUAUAAACAUAGUAAAAAAAAAAAGAAAAAGAACUUAAUGCAGAGUAGAAACAGUACAUAUAAAGGGCUGUGGAUUAUCCACGGUCUAUUAAAUGUACUUUGAGGAACGGCUUUAAUUAAAAAGAGAGCUGUUCAGAAUUAAGCAACACCUAGAAUUUUGUGCUCCAACCUGGUAAACUCAUUUUCGUAAAUGGUUUACGUAAUUUAGGUUUCGAUUUAAUGAAGUAAUUGGUGCUUUUAUGUAUGUUUAGUAGAAUUACUUGAGCAAUAAUGAACUUGAAGACAAAAUCUGGAAAAUAUUGGUAUGCGCUGCACAUUAGGUGUUGGCCGGUACUGUUCCAUCAGAAACACUGUGAACUGAGAUAUCUCUUAUAUGCGUGUAAUUGAUAGAGUUUCCUUGUGAUCACCUAUUAGACUUGGAAAUAUUUUAGUAGUUGUUAAGAUUAUGAGGGAUAUGAUAUCAGAUGCGGCUGUAGUUAAGUCUCUAGGAAAUGGAAUCAGAAUUGCUGUAGGCUAUAUUGGUUACCAAGCUUGGAAAAAUUGUUUUUUUGUGUGUGUGGUUUUGUUUUCACUUACUGGUUUGACAUUGGAAUUUCAGACGUUCAACAAUUUGACAGACGCUACAAUACAAAUGCAACAUGUGGUAGCAAAACACAGCACUGAUUCUUGAGUUACAGCACAAAAUGGUCCACAAUUAGAUCUGCCAUUAGUAUAAGUAGGUCUGUUAAUAGCGAGCGACACCAGAAAAACAAUUAAUUGAUACAUGCAAAAACAAAAUGGUUAUGUCAACACUCAGAUGUCUAAUUUCUGUCAACAGAUGCACCGACAAUCUGUUUAAAACCAUGCUGUAUUAUCAAUUCAAUCUUAAAGUGUAAUGCUGGAUUUGUUAUCUAUAAGUAUUUGACCUAACAGUACAUGUUUUUAUCUG
Onychostoma macrolepis is the source of this 5025-nucleotide messenger RNA. It is a transcript of the gene ajm1, whose product is annotated as apical junction component 1 homolog. Lineage: Eukaryota; Metazoa; Chordata; Actinopteri; Cypriniformes; Cyprinidae. The transcript is spliced from 2 exons. Gene Ontology annotation, cellular component: plasma membrane; apical junction complex. Gene Ontology annotation, biological process: cell-cell junction organization. Bases 226 to 3522 code for a protein of 1098 amino acids. The record is from RefSeq and is a predicted model, not a curated record.